AUGGCUUCCACACAACAGCACAUACAGCUCGCCAAGAGCCUGCCUCCGCGCCUCAUGCGCUUCUUCCAGAAAUUCCCGCCGCCGUCACUCCUCCAAGGCACCGCCGCCGCAUCGUCCAACACCACCACCACAAUUGCCGCAGCCGCAGCGGACCAGCCGCAAGAGCCGGCCUACCACAACCCGUUCAAGCCGCGCUUCAACACCAUCACCGGCCGGUGGCAGGGCCCCGUCUUCUCGCUGCGCCGCCAGGCCGAGCUGUGCAAGAUUGCCGCCAAGCACGGCGUCGAGGAUCUGCUGCCGCACUCGAUCAAGAAGAGCGGCGAGCGCGCGCGCCGGCGCGAGGAGCAUGGCCUGCGUGUCAAGGGCACCGGUGUCGGCCAGAGGGUCAAGGGUAAGGAGUGGGAGCGCGGGCUCAAGGGCAAGCUGGAGGAGAGGAGGCAGGCCAUGCUCAAGAUGCCCGAGUUGAUCCAGGAGUGGAAGCAGCGCGGUCAUGGUCGUGGUUGGAAGAAGUGGCCGAAAUAA
This is a messenger RNA of Lasiodiplodia theobromae, 522 nucleotides long. RefSeq names its product 60s ribosomal protein l25. The transcript has 2 exons. Gene Ontology annotation, cellular component: mitochondrial large ribosomal subunit. Gene Ontology annotation, molecular function: structural constituent of ribosome. The record is from RefSeq and is a predicted model, not a curated record. Bases 1 to 522 code for a protein of 173 amino acids. Lineage: Eukaryota; Fungi; Ascomycota; Dothideomycetes; Botryosphaeriales; Botryosphaeriaceae.